Molecule: messenger RNA, 2095 nt
Organism: Penaeus indicus
Lineage: Eukaryota; Metazoa; Arthropoda; Malacostraca; Decapoda; Penaeidae
Product: zinc finger protein 26-like
Exons: 6
Coding region: 493-1806 (437 amino acids)
Biological process (GO): regulation of transcription by RNA polymerase II
Cellular component (GO): nucleus
Molecular function (GO): DNA-binding transcription factor activity, RNA polymerase II-specific; RNA polymerase II cis-regulatory region sequence-specific DNA binding
Source: RefSeq, a predicted model, not a curated record
AAAUGUGUAGAUUCUUCCAAAAAAAUAAAAAGAUUUUCCUCUUUACAAAUGUGCAAAGGUUCAUUAUUACCUUUGAUGCAUAUUGUUUUUUUUUUUAUUGAGAAGUCUGCUUAUACUUCAGGCUUUCUUCAUCAACAAAUGUUAACCUAUGAAAUACUUUAAAAUAUACAGCAAUGGUAAUGUCAUCCUGAAAUUAAGAGAAAGGAGAAAAUAAGCUGCUUGGUAUUAACAAGAUGAUUUGUAGAAAGAUAGAAUUCUAACAUUUUUACAAAACAAAUAUUUUGUUCCCUAAUGAGCUUCAAAAGCUAAAAUUGAGCUACUCUGUAAGCAUGUUAUUCAUGAUUACAUGAUGGACUAAUUAAAAAGUCUUUGAUAAAGAUGGUAAAUGAUGGGCCCAGCACUACCUAAGAUGGUGUUGUCUCUUUGCAGCGGCUGGCCUCUGUCUUUGCUGCUGGAGGUGCAGGUCUGGGCGGAAUAGGGCCCGUAGGAGGGAUGAGCGAGGCAGAACGUUUGGCGUGGGCUCGCAGUCUGGGAAGCGGGCAGACAUGGAUCUGCCCAGUGUGUCACAAACAGUUUGGCAUGCGUUACUACUAUGAGCGUCACCUAAAAUGUCACCAGGCACAGAAGGACCACCAGUGCCCCUACUGUCCGUUCCGUGCCUCUUAUAAAUGGAACUUGAAGUCGCAUGUUCGUAACAAGCACCGUGAUAAGCCACCUCCACCCUCUCUUAUGCUUUAUUUUGAUGGCUUGCUGCCCCUUCACCUGCGUGAGUACCGUGUGGGCAUCCCUGACUCUCAGUACCGCUGCUGCUGGUGCGGUAAGACUUCAACUUCUCGGUAUGACUAUGAUAAACAUGUACGCACUCACACUGGAGAGAAACCCUUCAUGCUACUUGGAAGCAUGAACUGGAAGAUGUCAGUGGACCUAUUUCUCUGUGCUAACCAAGUCCUUUACUACUGUGGAAUACAAGUGUUCUUGGAUUAUCCUAAUGCUGAAGGGGAUAUAUGUUAUAAUAUAUUGGCUUGUGGUGCAACAGUCACUGCUCACUGGAGAUUAGGGGAGGCGCGAACCAGAUGUUUAUGGUUGAGGGUCUUGAAGUGCUGCCGUGCCCCCUGUGUGGCAGGCUUCUACACACACGUGCAAGGUACAGAAGUCAUCUUGAAUAUUGUCGGCGAGCAGCUAAUCCCCAGUUCACCUGCCACGUCUGCCACAAAGCUUUUGCAUAUCGGCUCAGUGGCAGGUGCAGGAAUGGCUCACUACCGUAAUCGUCAGAACUCUAAUGACUUCGGGGGAUUAGAGCAUUCUAUAUCAAUAUACGGGGAUGAACGCCUACCUAGCCAUGUAAAGCCAGCAUGGAAAGGAGCAAGUUACAAUAUUAAUCCAGAGUCAUAUAGCCAAAUGGUAUUAGGUGGAGGUCAGCAGGAGUGCCAUGUGGGAGGGGGAAAUGAAUUAGUGUGUCCAGUUUGUUUAAAAGUCCUGCUUAAUGAAAGAAGCUAUAAGAGACAUUUAGAUUACCACCGCCAGGCAUUAAAUCCAAAACACCACUGCAAUCAUUGUGGAAAGCGAUUCACUUUUGCUGCUGAUCUGCAGAAACAUUUACGGACUCACACAGGAGAGAAGCCAUUUAAAUGUAAUCGAUGUCCUUACAGGACAGGGGACAGAAGCCAUUUGGCUCGACAUGUGAGAGCUCCCCAUCCAGGCGAUGAGACCCACAGUAUAUUGCAAAGUGAAACUUCAGAAUUAGUUUUGGUUGAGACUGAUCAGUCAGUUCAACAGACACAGGACCAAUCUCAAGUUUUUCAGUAGGUUUUUGAAUGGAGAAAGAUAAAAAACACUGGUCAGUGUUUUAUAGUAAUCAUAAUGUAUGAAGUUUGUCAAUUCUUUUUAUUUUUUAAACCCUUAUUUUCUAUUUGCAAUUUUUUUUUUUUUUAUGUCUGUUGUUUCAUACAUUUUUUUUAUUAUUAUUAAUGUAAGACUUAUCUUUAUGAAUCACUGUUUGAAUCUGUGAAUGCAUUUUUCAGACAGAAUGAUAAAAAUCUGUAUCAGAAGUGCAUUAGGCAUAAUGUUCUAUAUUGUAAUAAAAUUUUUAAACAUU